Messenger RNA from Procambarus clarkii (red swamp crayfish), 1037 nucleotides. The record is from RefSeq and is a predicted model, not a curated record. Lineage: Eukaryota; Metazoa; Arthropoda; Malacostraca; Decapoda; Cambaridae.
AGUGUUGUGUUACAGAAUUUACAAGCCGGACAGUCACUCUUCCCAGACGACUCCACCACCCCGGUACCUAUCCUGGUGGACUCCCGCAGGAUCGACACGAAGACGGGAGCGUUUGUGUACGAGUACGCUGGCGCUGACGGCUCCUCCAAGUACGAGUUCCGCUACCCUAACGGCACCGUGAUCGGCAACUACACCUUCAUUAAUGACCUCGGUGAGAAGGAGACCCGCGUCUACUCUGCCGGAGUGCGCGAUCCCACUCUGAUCGACGAGACCACCGACCCCAACUACGUCGAUCUGGGCAACUACGACCUCUACAAGCAUCUGGAGCGACCCUACGUCCACAACGACGGCACCUCUGCCAUCGACGGCCAGGCGUUUGCCAGUUCGGUGUCUCAGGUGCCGCGGCCUCGUCCAUCACAGUCCGCACAGCCACGUCGUCCUCCAUCUCAACCCCAGCAACGACCCCAAUUCCAACCUGCUCCACCCCAGCAACGACCCCCGUUCCACCCGCCCCAGCAGCCUGCGGUGCCGCUCGACUUCGGCGACGCGACCGACCACUUCUCCCAACCGCCCAUCAUCGCCCCAACAUUCCAAGAGGCCAAUGUAGCACCUCAGGCCCCAGCGCCCCUGCCACCCCCGGCCCCAGUGCUGCCUUCUCCGCCCCGUGGUCGCCCGGGUGGCAGGUCAGGAGGGCAGCAGCAGCCAUCCCACCACCGCCUCGACCUAUCUUCCAACCAGAAUGUCGGGUCGUUCCUGGACUCGGUCAUACAGCGGUUCCAGUAACGUGUCAAGGGCCUCGUCCUCCUGGUCCUCCUCCAGCAGUGAUGGCUGCCGUGUCUGCGGCGUCAGGGCAAGACCCGCCGGGGACCUCCAAGACCAACAUAUGUUGUGCGCGGCGGCGCGUCCUGAACAUUGUUUCCCAGACAUUACCUCUCCGGCCUGACAAUGUUGUAAUUGUUGAUGUUUGUUCCGUUCUAAUAUUGUUAAUACUGCUACAGUUGUUUCCGUCCAUGGACCAAUAAACGUGUAGCCUCAGA